Poecilia latipinna (sailfin molly) is the source of this 4585-nucleotide messenger RNA. RefSeq names its product protein tyrosine phosphatase non-receptor type 4a (gene ptpn4a). Gene Ontology annotation, cellular component: cytoplasm; cytoskeleton; cytoplasmic side of plasma membrane. The transcript is spliced from 27 exons. The record is from RefSeq and is a predicted model, not a curated record. Lineage: Eukaryota; Metazoa; Chordata; Actinopteri; Cyprinodontiformes; Poeciliidae. Gene Ontology annotation, biological process: protein dephosphorylation. Gene Ontology annotation, molecular function: cytoskeletal protein binding; protein tyrosine phosphatase activity. Bases 846 to 3929 code for a protein of 1027 amino acids.
UAGUAACUUUACUUAUGAAAGUAAUAUAUUUAAAGGUUUAAAUACUCUAUAAUAUAAACAUUGUAGGGAGAAGUUGGUGAUGCUAGUUGCCUGGUUGUUGGGCAAAAUAUAACAAAAUAAGGGAUGGCUCCAGGCUUUUCAAUACGUCUUUUAAAAACUAAUAGUUUCUCGAAAACUACGUUUAGAUGAGGUAUGUUUACCUUGGUGCGUUUGAAAUCAAACACCGCGCCUCCCGCUCCACGGCCACGCCCCAGAACCCUGUGCGGUUGCGCAAUUACGUCGCUGCACAGCUCGCUGCUGUGCUGCUGCAUGGCAAGAGAGCAGCUGCAGAGAGAGAGAGAGAGAGAGAGAGCGAUCAGGGAUCGCUGACAACAACGGGCUGGCUCAUGCUGGAAAAGUCAGAAACGCAACAUUUUCUCUCUCUGUGAUCCGACAGUUUUCAACUUCAACCUUCUUCUCUUUCUGACAGCACAUUGUAUGUUUUCUUCGCUCGCUUUGGGACUGCAUUUCUCAAUCCGACGGCCUGAAAUGACUGGAUAGGUACCGCGUCUAGCCAAUGCUUGCUGCAGGGGCUUCUGUCUUGUGGAUUAUCCGUCGUCGUCGUCGCCGAGCAAGUCGUACGGUCGAGCCCGGAGGAGGCCCCGCUCUGCUGGAUGGAUGUGUGUGAGGCGGCGCGGUGAUAAUGAUGCUGCUGCUCGGCUUUCAUCGGCACUGGGUCAACUGAUCUUGGAUGUCCGGGCUACAUCGCCCCCCGUACACGAACCAUUUUCUCCCACAGCAACACUUUAAUUCCUUAAAAACUGGACGCCCCUGGAGCAGUUUAUGACGAGCCUGGUAGGAGCGUGAUGAGCGCGCGCUUCCGCUUGCCUGCUGGCAGAUCCUACAAUGUCCGGGCGACGGAGCUGGAGCGAGACAGGCAGCACACACAGGUUGUGUGCAACGUGCUGCUGCUGGACAACACUGUGCAGGCGUUCAAAGUCAACAAGUCGGAUCACGGCCAGAUGCUGCUGGACGCCGUGUUUAAGCACCUGGAGCUGACCGAGAGAGACUACUUUGGCCUGCACCUGGCUGAUGAUGGCUCAGAUACACCACGCUGGCUGGAUCCCAAUAAGCCCAUCAGGAAACAGUUAAAAAGAGGGUCUCCACAUAACCUGAGCUUCAGAGUCAAAUUCUUUGUGACUGAUCCGAGUAAACUUCAGGAAGAAUACACACGGUACCAAUAUUUCCUUCAGAUCAAGCAGGAUAUAUUAACUGGAAGAUUGCCCUGUCCUCACAACACAGCUGCGCUGCUGGCAUCCUAUGCUGUUCAGUCCGAGUUGGGGGACUACAAUGAAGCGGAGCAUUCUUCCGGCUACCUGUCUGAAUUCUGCUUCAUCCCAAACCCCCCACAAGACUUCCACAAAGAGGUCUCCAAACAUCACCAGCAGCACAGCGGUCUGUCUCCUGCCCAGUCGGAGUUUAAUUAUCUGAACACAGCACGCUCGCUAGAGCUCUACGGGGUGGAGCUGCACUAUGCAAGGGACCAGAGCAAUGCAGAGAUUCUGAUUGGGGUGAUGUCCGCUGGCAUUGUGGUUUACAAGAACAGGGUACGGAUCAACUACUUCCCAUGGUUGAAAAUAGUGAAAAUCUCCUUCAAGUGCAAACAGUUUUUCAUCCAGCUGAGAAGAGAGGCGGCAGAGACUCGGGAGACACUGCUGGGCUUCAACAUGGUCAACUACCGGGCCUGUAAGAACCUGUGGAAAGCCUGUGUGGAGCACCACACCUUUUUCAGGCUGGAGCGGCCCAUACCCCCACAGAAAAACUUCUUCGCUCACUACUUCAGCCUGGGCUCAAAGUUCAGAUACUGUGGGAGGACAGAAGUGCAAUCUGUGCAGUAUGGAAAGGAGAAAGGGAUCAAGGACAGAGUUUUUGCCAGGUCUCCCAGCAAGCCAUUGGCGAGGAAGUUGGUGGGCGGGACCGACUGGGAGUCGGUGAGCAGGAACAGCCUAUCAGACGAGAGACUGGAAACCCAAAGCCUGCCCACACGUUCGCCACCUGGAACGCCGAACCAGAACUCGCUGUUUGUCCAAGAUGGCACACGACUACGCCCGUCGUCGGUUGGCCACCUGGUUGAUCAUGUGAUCCACGCUUCGCCCAGCCUACCUGUCUUCUCCUCCAAUCACAAGUCGGCGUCGUCCACGCAGGCCAACAGCAUCAGCCUGGACUCGACACCGUCUCCCGAUGGGGUAGAUGGCCAACCUCCAGCUCUGCCUCCGAAGCAGCUGAGCAGGAAAACUCUGAGCCAGAUCAUCCAGGCCCAUUCGCAGCAGAGCCUCCUGGACAACCACCUCAACGAGAUGUACGACGUUCCCGUCAACGCCGACAAAACCACGCUGAACGGAGUCGUCCCACACGAUAAUCUGGUCCUGAUCAAGAUGAGGCCCGAUGAACACGGACGUUUCGGCUUCAAUGUCAAGGGUGGAGCUGACCAGAAGAUGCCCAUCAUUGUGUCCAGAGUGGCUCCGGGAACCUCAGCCGACCUCUGCGUGCCUCGCCUUAAUGAAGGGGACCAGGUGGUUCUAAUAAAUGGGCGGGACAUCUCUGACCACACCCAUGACCAGGUGGUGAUGUUCAUCAAGGCCAGCUGUGAAAGCCACUCUGGAGAACUCAUCCUACUGGUCAGGCCGAACGCCAUCUACGACGUAGUGGAAGAGAAGGUCGACUCCGAGCCGGAAUUUCAGUACAUCCCAGAGAAGUCCCUGCAGGAUCCCACCCAGCUCGACCAACAUGCCUUGAGGGACUCCAUGGUGGCUCUGAAGGAAGGCCUGAGUAGUGGAGCCAUUCUGGCUCAGUUUGAUCAACUGUACAGGAAGAGGCCGGGGAUGACCAUGCUGUGUGCCAAAUUACCUCAGAACGUUUCCAAAAAUCGCUACAGAGACAUCUCCCCAUAUGAUGCCACACGGGUCGUACUGAAAAGCACAGACGACUACAUAAAUGCAAACUACAUCAAUAUGGAGAUUCCUGCGUCCAGCCUGAUAAACCGCUACAUAGCGUGCCAGGGCCCACUGCCCAACACCUGCCCUGACUUCUGGCGGAUGACUUGGGAGCAGGGCUCGUCGAUGGUGGUCAUGCUGACCACACAGGUGGAGAGGGGCAGGGUGAAGUGUCACCAGUACUGGCCCAACCCAGACAGCAGCGCCACCUACGGAGACUUUAAAGUCACGUGCCACAACGAAGAGGGCAACUCCGCCUUCCUGGUGCGGGAGAUGACUCUCACUCACUCACAGAGUGAACAGCAGAGAGAGCUCACUCAGCUCCAGUACCUGGCUUGGCCGGACCACGGCGUUCCUGAUGACUCUACCGAUUUCCUGGACUUUGUGGCUCUGGUACGAAGCAAACGGGCCGGACAGGACCAGCCAAUGGUGGUGCACUGCAGCGCUGGGAUUGGUCGAACUGGGGUUCUGAUCACCAUGGAGACAUCAUUGUGUCUGAUGGAGUGUGGCCAGCCUGUGUAUCCUCUGGAUAUUGUCAGAACCAUGAGAGAUCAGAGGGCCAUGAUGAUACAAACACCAAGCCAGUACCGCUUUGUGUGCGAGGCCAUCUUGAAAGUGUACGAUGAAGGUCUGUUCAAGCCCCAAGCAGCGGCCGUCUACCAGCUGAAGGAGAAGCCGAGGGAGGAAAAGGCUGAGGAGGAAACGAAGAAGGAAGCGAAGAAAGAGGACGGAAGAGAGUCGGAGAAAGUGGAAGAGGAAGCAGAGGCAGCUGUGGUGGAGCUUCUGGAGGGAGGCCUGGACGAGGAGGAUGAGGACGACGACGAGGAAGUAGAGGUGUUGGACGUGGGGGAAGUGACGGAAGAGGAGGAGGAGGAGCCGAGCGUCGCGAGCUGCACCAGCGUGACGAGCGAGACCAGCGCGAACCCAGAUCCGGAUCCCGUUCCUGCUGACCCCUGACCUCAGCAUGGAAGUCGCCAGGAGGAGGAGAAAACAGAAGCACUGUUGCACUUUAUGCCGAUAAAAACGGAAAAAAAGGACAAACAUGAAAACGCUGAACUGAAACGACAACAAAAAAAAAAAAAACUAAACAGAAAUCCAGCUGUGUUGAAUAGGUACAGUGACGGGGUGUUUUAUGAUCAGGGUUAGAAGACAAGUGUACAAAGAAUAAAAAAAAGUACGAAAAAAUAAAGUUUGGAUUGGGAAAUUGCUGUAGUGCCAUAAGUCCGAAGGGGAGGGGCUUCCCCAUGGAUGAAAAGCUGUCCCGACCUUCAUUUUUGUUGUUUUUUUUCUUCUUCUUUUAACCCAGAGGGGUCAUCCUGUCCUCUUCUAAGCGAGUCUGCCAUACGGACCUGCCUUUUUUAAAGUCCUUUUAGCUGAUACAGAAAGAAAUCUUAUCUUUUGUUCCUCAGACAGAGUAUUUAUUGUGUUUUAGUUUGUGUCAAACCCUGUCCACUCAACAAAAAAAAGCUGUAUGUUCUGUUUGUUUGUACGAGUCUAGAACUUCAUGCUUUCCUGAUUAAAUCUUAGCUAGUGAAAUAGUGUUACGCCCCCUGCUCCGUUUUGUUUGAGGUUUUUUUUUUUUUUUUUUUUUUUUUUUUGGGGUUUUUAAAGGG